This is a messenger RNA of Ctenocephalides felis (cat flea), 2142 nucleotides long. Its product is annotated as dynein intermediate chain 2, ciliary. The transcript has a single exon. NCBI's taxonomy places the organism in Eukaryota, Metazoa, Arthropoda, Insecta, Siphonaptera, Pulicidae. Gene Ontology annotation, cellular component: outer dynein arm. Bases 1 to 2142 code for a protein of 713 amino acids. The record is from RefSeq and is a predicted model, not a curated record. Gene Ontology annotation, biological process: outer dynein arm assembly; cilium movement. Gene Ontology annotation, molecular function: dynein heavy chain binding; dynein light chain binding.
AUGGCCGAGCCCCGUAAGUCCCAGGGGGCCGCCGACGACAUGGCCGAGUGGCUAAAGUCGCGGCAACUCCAAAAACCCGACGACCAACUGGAGCUGCCAGAUGCCGAACUGAACGAGGAAGUCCCUCGUCUGAUAUCCUGCGAUAACCCCAACAAACCUGACAACCUGGUGGAAUACUCUUAUGCAGAACGUACGUUCGUUCCUGUGCCUCCAAUAGGAAACACUGUGGUGCUUCUAGAAUUUCCAGGAACUUGUCUGCACCGCGAAUCGGAAGAAGCAAUCACCCAGUUGAUUGAUUCAGGGCUGACACUAGAGGAGAUCGAGGAAAUGCUGAAUGAGUGGCGCAGGAAGUUGCCGGAGGAAGAUGUCGCUGAGACUGUCGAAGAUGAAGAACAAGGUAAAGAAGCCUGGGAAGAGGAGCAUGUAAGCGAAGAAGACCAAGAAGAAGAUGAAGGCGGCGAAGGUGACACGGAAAAAGAAGAAGCUGCUGCUGAGGUUGGUCCUAAAGCCGGUGAAGGCGAUGAGGAACCUACUGAACCUCCACCCCAACCCGCUCCCAUGCCACGCCCAGGGGCCAAACUCAAAAACCAGUUCAACUUCUGUGAACGAGCAGCCUUAACUUAUAACAAUCCAAGUAGAUCCGUGGAAACCCAGACAAUUCCACCACCUCGUUCCCAGUUCGGAGACAUCUUGUACCAGUGGACAAUCUAUGAUGACAUGGAAGCUGACUUUGAAGCUCAACAAAGAGAAAAGGAGAAAGAAAAGAAAGUUAUACACAGACAUGAUGAAGUCGAGGUACGUGUAGAAGCCCUGAACCCAGCAGAAGUGCUUACUAGACGUAUAUUUGAAGGUUGGAAGGUCCUUGAGAGAAUGAUCAAUCAAAAUACCUUUGAUCACAUAUCACAGGACUACAGAUACUGGGAGGAUCCUGCAGAUGACUUCAGAGAAGAAGAAGGUACUUUGUUGCCUUUGUGGAAAUUUACACAUCACAAAAUAGGCAGACAUACCAUAACCGACUUGUGCUUUAAUCCGAUGUACUACGACUUGUUUGCAGUCACUUUUGGAUCCGUGGACUUCUUAAAGCAACCCGAAGAAGGUGCGUUGGCUCUUUAUACUAUCAAAAACCCAUCUUACCCUGAAUACAUCUGCAUGACAAGACACGGUGCCAUGUGCGUGGAUAUACAUCCAACGUUACCUUAUCUGGUGGUUGUAGGUUUCUUCGAUGGUUCUGUAUCCGUGUACAAUGUACAACUGCCGCCUCCAAAACCACAAUUCAUGAGCGAUGCGGUGAAUAACAAACACUGUGGUAUUAUUUGGGAGAUCAAAUGGGGCCCUGAUAUGCAAGAUGGCGAAAAAAACUUUUAUUCGUGUUCUGGUGAUGGUAAAGUCAAGAACUGGGUGAUGAUGUUAACCGAGUUGAGUGUGACUACAGUGAUAACCCUGUUGAGGUCAUUUGAUAUAAUUCCUGGACCUGAUGGGACAACAAUACCACUCAAAGGGAGUGCCAGUUGCUUAUGCUUCCAUCCAGGUAUUGAAUCCAUAUUCAUGGUAGGCACCGAGGAAGGUAAAAUCCACAAAUGCAGCACAGCCUACUCGGCGUCAUAUCUGCAAACAUACAAUGCUCACACAAUGCCGGUGUAUCGAAUAGACUUCAACAAAUUCAACUCCUCGAUAUUCAUCUCCUGCAGUGGCGACUGGAGGAUAAAAAUCUGGGAGGAUGUUCGGGAAGAUCCAUUAUUCGUGUUCGAUUUAAACUCACCAGUUGGUGAUGUCAAAUGGGCACCUUAUUCGAGCACUGUCUUUGGCGCUUGUACACAAGAAGGAAAGCUUUACAUCUUUGACUUGAAUGUUAACAAGUACAAACCGAUUUGUGUGCAACCUGUAGUAUCGAGGAGGCGUAGUAAGUUGACCAGGAUGGCUUUUAAUCCUAAAUUGCCUUUUAUAAUAUGUGGGGAUGACAAAGGAAACACUUCGACUUUGAAGCUGUCUCCAAAUUUGAGGAAGAUGUGUAAGGCUCCGAAGAAACAGCAAGGUUUGGAUCAGAGGACUAUGCAGAUUGCAAAGUUAGACAAGUUGUUGUCGUUGGUGAGGGAACCUAAUGUGCUGCCCCAGAAGGAUAUUACAAUCACAGAAGAUUCGUAA